Molecule: messenger RNA, 1080 nt
Organism: Elephantulus edwardii (Cape elephant shrew)
Lineage: Eukaryota; Metazoa; Chordata; Mammalia; Macroscelidea; Macroscelididae
Gene: FOXH1
Product: forkhead box H1
Exons: 3
Coding region: 1-1080 (359 amino acids)
Biological process (GO): regulation of DNA-templated transcription
Molecular function (GO): sequence-specific DNA binding; DNA-binding transcription factor activity
Source: RefSeq, a predicted model, not a curated record
AUGGGGCCCUUGGGGGCAGAGCCCCCCUCCCAGCCCCUCAAGAGACAGAAGAAAAGAUACCUGCGGCAUGACAAGCCUCCCUACACCUAUUUGGCCAUGAUUGCCUUGGUGAUCCAGGCAGCACCCUCACGGAGGCUGAAGCUGGCCCAGAUCAUUCGUCAGGUCCAGGCUGUGUUCCCCUUCUUCAGGGAUGACUACGAGGGCUGGAAGGAUUCCAUCCGCCACAACCUCUCCUCCAAUCCAUGUUUCCGCAAGGUGCCCAAGGACCCUUCAAAGCCCCAAGCCAAAGGCAACUUCUGGGUGGUCGACGUGAGCCUGAUCCCAGCAGAGGCUCUGCGGCUGCAGAACACCGCCCUGUGCCGGCGCUGGCAGAGCAGGGGUGCCCACAGAGCCUUUGCAGAGGAUCUAGGCCCCUACGUCCUGCACGGCCAGACCUACCAGCCUCCUAGCCUACCUCCAGCACUCAGCGAGAGCUUCAGCAUCAAGUCCCUUCUAAGGGUCCCCAGAGAGGGUCCUCCCUGGCCCCCGCUGCCUGCCAGGAAAAGCCGAGUUUCAGCCAGCACAGGGUGCCCUGUGGAUGAGGCAGUGCCCCCUGCCCUUCUGCCUUCCUCAGAAACUCCUCUGUGGCCUUUCUGCUCACUUCCUGGGCCUACAAGAGGCCAAGAGGAGACAGCCCAUGGAGGUGCCACUGGGCCCUCACCUCUCUCCCCAGAGCCAAGGGGCUGGCCCCUUCACCUCCUGCAGGGUACCCCAAACACCCAGGGUUUGUCGGGUGAGGAACACAGGGCCCCGCUUUGGGGCCAGCUACCCACCUCCUAUUUACCCAUCUACACUCCCAAUGUGGUGAUGCCCUUGGCCCCACUACCACCCACUUCCUGUCCCCAGUGCCCUCCUGCCACCAGGCCAGCCUACUGGGGGGUGACCUCUGAGUCUCAAGGGUCCCCAGGGCUGCUGUGGGAUCUAGACACCCUCUUCCAGGGCGUGCCCCCCAACAAGAGCAUCUAUGACGUGUGGGUCAGCCACCCUGGGGACCUAACCACACCAGCCCCAAGCUGGCUGCUGUCCUGGUGCAGCCUGUGA